UGCUUUCAAAAAAUAAAUGUCUAUAUAAAGCUUUAAUGCAGAGAAUAAAAAAAAUUCCUGUUUUUCAUUAUGUUUCUGUACAAUUUUCAGGCAGGAAGCCCGACUUCAGUUACGGCACCAACUAGCUUUCCUCGGACAUCAGUGACUCCCUCAAGUCAAGAUAUUUGCAGUUCCAGUGCUGUAUUUUCUGAAUGUUGUCAUCAAAGUCCAGUGCAGUCUGCUGUUGUGUUGAAAAACCCCAAAUUCCAGAGUUCUAAAUCACCAGGGGUCACUGUGACAAUAAUUUGUCAAGAUGGUUCCACGAAGGACCCUGCCAAUGCAAGGAACAGUGGCAACAUCAUCAAACCUUGUAAGGCCAAAUCUGCCUUUCCAUUCUCAAAAUCGCUGAAUGACGUGGACCAGAAAGCAGUGGAUUCAGCCAAGAAGUGCGAUUUUGUGGAAAGAACUAGUUCAGAGGGGAAAUUGCUGCUCGUGGAGGAUCAUCAGUUUUCAAAGAACAAAUUUCAGUUUCUAGAAAAAGGAACUAAUAUUCCUAGCCCUGUUGCUUUAAACAGCUCU
This is a messenger RNA of Staurois parvus, 558 nucleotides long. Lineage: Eukaryota; Metazoa; Chordata; Amphibia; Anura; Ranidae. The record is from the annotation of a GenBank genome assembly.